Molecule: messenger RNA, 1928 nt
Organism: Mangifera indica (mango)
Lineage: Eukaryota; Viridiplantae; Streptophyta; Magnoliopsida; Sapindales; Anacardiaceae
Product: protein ABHD18
Exons: 5
Coding region: 619-1701 (360 amino acids)
Source: RefSeq, a predicted model, not a curated record
ACAAUCAUUUGAAUCUCCUGAAAGAAAAUCAACAAAAAUUAUAAGUGGAUGCAGCGUGCGAUGGCACAUGGACUCACAUGCGGCUUCGUUUCCGCCCAUUGUUUGUUUAGUUUUCGUUUAUAUUUCAGAGAGACCAGUUGUCUUCACUCUCUCUCUUUUAUCUGAUAAAUGCUUCAUUCUCUCUCUAUCCUUUUGGGUCUGAGCUUUUAUCUUCUCCGUAUUAUUCUCUCGGCUCUUUUUACCCUUUUCUGUUCAAAUUCGUCAUUCACUGUCCAUUUUUUUUUGUUAUCGAUUCCUAAAUUUCAGAGUUAUUUUUUUAAUAAUAUAUAUUUCAUCUGAUCUGUCUAUUUAUUUCUUGAUUAUCGUUUCAAUUCAUCCAAGUCUUCGUCAAUCAGAUCUAUGUCGUGUUUUUUGUGUUCACCGCAUAGAAGCAGCCGAUAAAUACUUUUUAAAAAAUACAGCUUUGGCUAUUCAUGAGGUUUUGAGUUGCAAUUUACACCGAUGAUCAACUAAUCCUGAAGAGUCUCACCUGGAUUCCUCUUAGAUACGCUUCAUUUGAUUAAACAAAGAAAACUUUUGUUGAUUUUUGUAAUUUUUACCUGUGGGUUUGUGCCAAAAAUGGUGACAGUAAAUCUGGGAAUUCUUCACUAUGUAUUAGACCAUGUUUAUGGUGCAUUUAUGCAUAGAACAAAGAUGAGCACGCCUUUUUUUUCAAGAGGGUGGGGAGGCUCAAAGCUUGAACUUUUAGAGAAAAUGAUCAAGCAAUUGUUUCCUGAAGUUGAGGGCCAAAAUUGGCCUCCAACCUUGAUUAAUCCCGUUUGGAGAACUGUUUGGGAGACCAGAACUGCUGUUUUGAGAGAAGGUGUUUUUAGGACUCCUUGUGAUGAACAAUUGAUUAGUGCAUUGCCUCCUGAGAGUCACAAUGCAAGGGUUGCUUUUCUUGCCCCUAAAUGUGUGCCCCCUCAGAGGAUGGCUUGUGUGGUUCAUCUUGCAGGCACAGGGGACCACACAUUUGAGCGUAGAUUGCGUCUUGGUGGACCAUUGUUGAAGGAAAACAUUGCAACCAUGGUGCUUGAGAGCCCGUUCUAUGGUCAACGACGGCCAAUGCUGCAAAGAGGUGCAAAACUUUUGUGUGUUAGUGACUUGCUUUUAUUAGGCAAAGCUACAAUUGAAGAGACACGGAGUCUUUUGCAUUGGUUAGACUCAGAGGCAGGGUUUGGCAAGAUGGGUGUCUGUGGACUUAGCAUGGGAGGAGUACAUGCUGCCAUGGUUGGAUCACUGCACCCCACACCGGUUGCAACCCUUCCUUUUCUCUCCCCACACUCUGCUGUUGUAGCAUUCUGUGAGGGAAUAUUAAAGCAUGGUACUGCAUGGGAGGCUCUGAGGGAGGACCUUGCAGCCCAGAAAGCUGUAAUGACUCUUGAAGAGGUCAGAGAACGGAUGAGAAAUGUAUUGUCUCUCACAGAUGUUACCCGCUUUCCAAUCCCCAAAAACCCCAACGCCGUGAUCUUCGUUGCUGCAACUGACGACGGUUACAUACCUAAACACUCAGUGCUGGAGAUUCAGAAAGCAUGGCCAGGUUCAGAAGUGAGAUGGGUCACUGGUGGCCAUGUCUCAUCCUUCCUUCUCCACAAUGGUGAGUUUCGCAAAGCAAUUGUGGAUGGGCUUGAUAGAUUACAGUGGAAAGAGUCUCCUCUAUGACAAAUCUCAUGUGAAAUAAGAGACUGCUGAUUUAACUUCACCCAUAAUUCUCACAGAACUUGUACAAUGAAUUGUGAUUGAUGUCUUAAAAAAACCCAGAGUAGGGUAACUGAUUUUGUUGUGAAUAUUUGGUUCUCUUAUUUGCAAGGUUUUCUGAUGGGAAAAAUGUAAAAUAAACUUCACUGACAUCAAUAAUAAAUUGACGACUUUUCAGACUGUUUGGAACA